Molecule: messenger RNA, 1407 nt
Organism: Cornus florida
Lineage: Eukaryota; Viridiplantae; Streptophyta; Magnoliopsida; Cornales; Cornaceae
Product: mitogen-activated protein kinase kinase kinase 18-like
Exons: 1
Coding region: 105-1250 (381 amino acids)
Biological process (GO): protein phosphorylation
Molecular function (GO): ATP binding; protein kinase activity
Source: RefSeq, a predicted model, not a curated record
AUUACUCCACUAUAUAAAUAGGGCCAAACAAACUUAAAACUAAACCACAAUCACAAACCAAAGCUUCCAAGCUUUUCUUAUUCAUUUCAACUAUCCCACACAAAAUGGACUGGACCAGAGGUCACACCAUUGGCCGUGGCUCCUCCGCCACCGUCUCCGUCGCCACCUCUCACCCGUCCGGUGACAUUUUUGCCGUGAAGUCCGCCGAGCUCUCGCAAUCCCAAUUCUUGCAAAGAGAGCAAAAAUUUCUGUCUUCUUUGGGCUGUCCCAAUAUGGUUAGCUACAAGGGGUGUGACAUUACUAGGGAAAACAAUAAGCUUGUGUACAAUAUUUUCAUGGAGUAUGCCCCGGGUGGCACACUCACCGAUGCAAUCCGGAGACACGGUGGCCGGCUUGACGAAUCGAUGAUCGGAUAUUAUGUUCAACAAGUUGUGCAAGGGCUAGAGUAUCUUCAUUCGAGUGGCGUAGUGCAUUGUGACAUAAAGUGUAGGAACAUUUUAAUUGGUCAAGAUGGUGUCAAAAUUGGUGACUUGGGUUGUGCCAAGUGGCUCAAUCCGGUGGCCGGAGCUAGUGACACGGCGCAAAUUGGCGGCACGCCGGCUUUCAUGGCACCGGAAGUGGCACGUGGGGAAGAGCAGGGGUACCCUGCUGAUAUAUGGGCACUUGGGUGUGCAGUGAUUGAAAUGGCCACCGGAGGCUCACCGUGGCCUAAUGUCACCGACCCAGUAUCGGUUCUUUAUCGGAUUGCAUUUUCCGGGGAGUUACCGGAGUUCCCAGAUGAUCUCUCCGAUCAAGCAAAGGAUUUUUUGAGCAAAUGUUUGAAGAUAGAUCCAAAACAGAGAUGGACAGCUAAGGAACUACUCGAACAUCCACUAAUUAGAGAAUUCAAUUCAGUGGCAAAACAAAUCCAAGACUUUGAUCAUUCAAAUUCUCCAACAAGUAUUCUUGAUGAAGGGUUUUGGAAUUCAACCCAAGAAUCAGAAACACUGGGUGAUCUGGUCCACACAAGCUGUUCGAGCUCGCCGGCGCGAAGGAUCGGACGGUUGUCUUGUUCAGGGAUGCCUGAUUGGACAUGGGAUGAGGAUUGGAUGACCAUUAGAAGCAACAGUGAUGAGAUGGUAGAGGAAAUUAUUGGUAAGGUGGACGGCCAAGCUAAAGCAAAAUGUGGGACAGUGACGGCUUCAAUUAGCCUUGAAUUGGAGUUGGAAGCAAUAAUUAGUGGUAAUGACCAUCUAAAAUUUCUUAGAUAGCGAAGUUAGUUGCAAUAAUAGUAGUAGUGAUAGUAUUUUGAUGUCAGGCAUAUGUACAGAGCAGAGUGUUGAUAGGAGCAGACUUGGUUUGUAGAGAGAGAAUUUGUUACUUGUUCACUCUCAUCAUUUCUUAUAAAAAAUUUAGGUUCAUUAUUCA